This is a messenger RNA of Striga asiatica, 1837 nucleotides long. The record is from the annotation of a GenBank genome assembly. NCBI's taxonomy places the organism in Eukaryota, Viridiplantae, Streptophyta, Magnoliopsida, Lamiales, Orobanchaceae.
GAAUUUUCCAGCUGCUUCUGAGGUCAAGGCGCAACCAAAUAACCAAUGCCCAUUUCUCAAAACCGCGCCUUCGCUUUCAUUCUACUAAUUCUUUUCAAUCAUCAAACUCCCCUCCAAUUUGGUAUUCGCUUUUCCUCUCAUUUCACAUUUCAUACUGAAAUUGCAUAUUCCUAAGAUUAUUAUCUCUCAACAAAUCCGGUUUCUAUUACUCCCAAUUCGAAUUUUCCGAUCGUUGCGAGAUGGAGGGAGGUCCAGAGCGGGACUCGAAUUGUUCGGGUCCACCCGCAAAUGGCGCCUUGGAAGGCAAAAUCGACGACCUCCGGCAGCUGUUCGGUAAAACCGACGGCGACCCGCUGAGAAUCACCGGCGUUGGCGCCGGUGCAUGGGGCAGCGUUUUCACGGCAAUGCUGCAGGACGCGUACGGGAUGUAUCGGGACAAGGUCCAGAUCCGGGUAUGGAGGCGGGCCGGUCGGGCUGUGGACCGGCCCACGGCCCAGCACCUGUUCGAGGUGAUUAACUCGAGGGAGGAGGUGUUGAGGAGGCUCAUAAGGCGGUGCGCGUACUUGAAGUACGUGGAGGGAAGGUUGGGGGACAGGGUUCUGUACGCGGACGAGAUUUUAAGGGAUGGGUUUUGCCUGAAUAUGAUCGAGACCCCGCUUUGCCCACUGAAGGUGGUGACUAGUUUGCAGGAGGCAGUUUGGGAUGCGGAUAUUGUGGUCAACGGGUUGCCCUCAACUGAGACUCAGGAGGUGUUUGAGGAGAUCAGUAGGUACUGGAAGGAGAGGAUUAGUGCCCCAGUUAUUAUUUCAUUGGCCAAGGGAAUCGAGGCUGAGCUGCAGCCUCAGCCGAGGAUAGUUACCCCAACUCAGAUGAUCAGCCGGGCGACUAGAGGAUUCCACUUCUUUCAUUCUUCGAUAUCUGAAUAUAAGAAGCCUGUGAUUGGUGCUGGGAUUCCCAUGGAGAACAUUCUCUAUCUUGGAGGACCUAACAUUGCAUCAGAAAUCUACAACAGGGAAUAUGCAAAUGCUCGAAUUUGUGGAGCUGAAAAAUGGAGGAAACCACUGGCCAGGUUCUUGAGACAGCCGCAUUUUGUUGUUUGGGAUAACGGUGACCUCGUCACUCAUGAAGUAAUGGGGGGUCUUAAAAAUGUGUAUGCAAUUGGGGCCGGGAUGGUAGCAGCACUAACUAACGAGAGUGCGACUAGCAAAUCCGUAUAUUUUGCUCACUGCACAUCGGAGAUGAUUUUUAUUACCCAUCUUUUAGCUGAGGAACCUGAGAAGCUUGCAGGACCCCUUUUAGCCGACACAUACGUGACCUUGUUGAAAGGUCGUAAUGCGUGGUAUGGUCUGAAGUUGGCCAAAGGGGAAAUAAACCUUGAUAUGGGUGACAGCAUCAAAGGCAAGGGCAUGAUUCAGGGUGUUUCUGCUGUUAAAGCUUUUUACGAGUUGCUGAGUCAGUCUCAUAUGAAUGUUUCGCAACCCAACGAAAAUAAUCACAUUGCGCCAGUCGAGCUAUGUCCGAUCUUGAAAAUGCUGUAUAAAAUACUGAUUAUGAGGGAGAUGCCACCUGAGGGAAUUCUUCAAGCCUUGAGAGACGAGACCAUGAAUGACCCACGAGAGCGAAUUGAAAUUGCACAAAGCUGCGCCAUCUAUAAACCUUCUCUACUUAUAAAAUAGACUUUGCAGUUUUUUUGUCUUCCUCUCUUUUAUGUUUCUUUCUUUUUGUAUGUAGGCUUAGGUUUGAGAUAGCUUUUCGGUCUUUNUUUCAGAAUUAAGAAAUGUUGAAAUCGAAAUUUUGUAGGCCUGUCAAAAUGUUCUUAAACUUUAUUUUUAUAUAU